Messenger RNA from Dictyostelium purpureum, 2112 nucleotides. RefSeq lists its product as uncharacterized. Lineage: Eukaryota; Evosea; Eumycetozoa; Dictyosteliales; Dictyosteliaceae. The record is from RefSeq and is a predicted model, not a curated record. The transcript is spliced from 2 exons. Bases 1 to 2112 code for a protein of 703 amino acids.
AUGGAUAAACUACUAUCAUCUCUAAUUAACUUUAAAGUAAAUGAAAAGUUAAAAAACAGUAGUAAUAUUAGUGAUAGAUUAUUAUAUAUAGUUUGGAAUAAUAUAUUUUUAAGAAAUGAAAUUCAUAAACAUAUUUUAAAGUUUAUUGAACAUAAUGUUGUAGAAUUAAAUAAAUCAAGUUAUGACCAGUUUAAAGAUAAAUCAUAUAUAACAUCACUUGAGUGGCAUGGUGAUACACUACCAGAUAAAAAUGAAUUUCCACCAUUUUUGAAAAAUUUAUAUUUGUCCACUUUUAAUAAAAUGUUAACUCCAACAACUUUACCAAAUACAAUUACUACACUCACAUUUGGUGAUGAUUUUAACCAAGUAGUUAAACCCUACACAUUACCAAAUAGUCUUACAACACUCUCAUUCGGCGGUGAUUUUAACCAAGUAGUUCAACCCGGCACUUUACCAAAUAAUCUCACAACACUCAAAUUCGGUCAUUGUUUUAACCAAGUAGUUCAACCCGGCACAUUACCAAAUAAUCUCACAACACUCAAAUUCGGUCAUUGUUUUAACCAAGUAGUUCAACCCGGCACAUUACCAAAUAAUCUCACAACUUUCACAUUCGGUCGUGAUUUUAACCAAGUAGUUCCACCCGGCACAUUACCAAAUAGUCUCACAACACUCACAUUCGGUACUCGUUUUAACCAAGUAAUUCUUCCCGGCACAUUACCAAAUAGACUCACAACACUCACAUUCGGUUAUGAUUCUAACCAAGUAAUUCUACCCGGCACAUUACCAAAUAGUCUCACAACACUCACAUUCAGUCAUUGUUUUAACCAAGUAGUUCAACCCGACACUUUACCAAAUAAUCUCACAACACUCACAUUCGGUGGUUAUUUUAACCAAGUAGUUCUACCCGGCACAUUACCAAAUAGUCUCACAACACUCACAUUCGGUCGUGAUUUUGACCAAGUAAUUCUUCCCGGCACAUUACCAAAUAGUCUCACAACACUCACAUUCGGUUAUUAUUUUAACCAAGUAGUUCUACGUGGUCUACGUGGUACAUUACCAAAUAGUCUCACAACACUCACAUUCGGUUGUAGUUUUAACCAAGUAAUUCUUCCCAGAACAUUACCAAAUAAUCUCACAACACUCAAAUUCGGUCAUUGUUUUAACCAAGUAGUCAAACCCUGCACAUUACCAAAUAGUCUUACAACACUCACAUUCGGUGAUAGUUUUAACCAAGUAGUCAAACCCUGCACAUUACCAAAUAGACUCACAACACUCACAUUCGGUCAUGAUUUUAACCGAGUAGUUCCACUCGGCUCAUUACCAAAUAGUCUUACAACACUCACAUUUGGUGAGUAUUUUAACCGAGUAGUUCUACCUUGGACAUUACCCAAUAAUCUCAAAACUCUCACAUUCGGUCGUGAUUUUAACCAAGUAGUUCUACUUAGGACAUUACCAAAUAGACUCACAACACUCACAUUCGGUCAUGAUUUUAACCAAGUAGUCAAACCCUGCACAUUACCAAAUAGACUCACAACACUCACAUUCGGUCAUGAUUUUAACCAAGUAGUUCUUCCCGGCACAUUACCAAAUAGUCUUACAACACUCACAUUCGGUUAUUAUUUUAACCAAGUAGUUCUACCCGGCACAUUACCAAAUAGUCUCACAACACUCACAUUCGGUGGUGAUUUUAACCAAGUAGUUCCACCCGGCACAUUACCAAAUAGUCUAACAACACUCACAUUCGGUAAUCAUUUUAACCAAGUAGUUCAACCCUGCACAUUACCAAAUAGUCUUACAACACUCACAUUCGGUGAGUAUUUUAACCAAGUAGUUCUACCCGGCUCAUUACCAAAUAGUCUAACAACACUCACAUUCGGUCGUGAUUUUAACCAAGUAGUUCUACCCGGCACAUUACCAAAUAGUCUAACAACACUCAAAUUCGGUUAUGAUUUUAACCAAGUAGUUAUACCUGGCACAUUACCAAAUAGUCUUACAACACUCACAUUCGGUGUAGGGAAUAAAAUUAGUCUAAGUUUGACAAAAAAAAAAAAAAAGUCUAAGUUUCCCCCACCUAAAGCUCCGAACCGGACUAGGAUGUUUAUUAGAGAAUAA